AUGAUUUCUCCAAAGGUGCAAGCGCCGCUCUUGCUGGUGGUGCUGGCAGACUGUCUCCUCGCGGCGGCCCGGAAGGACCAGGGGGCGGCUGGCAGCGCAGCGCCGCCGGCCCUGGACCUCGCGAGAGGCUCCUCGGGCCGUUUUGUCAGCCCUGAGCAGCACGCGUGCGGCUGGCAGCUCCUGUUGCCCACUCCGGGAGCUGCGGCGGGCAGCGAGCUGGCGCUUAGCUGCCAGGGCCCGGACGGGGCGCGCUACCAGUGCGUCUAUCACUGGCAGCCGGAGCUCUGCGCCGCCUACGCGGCCCGCGGCGCGCAUUACUGGAAGCAGGUGCUGGGCCGGCUGCGCAAGAAGCGGCUGCCCUGCCACGACCCCGCGCGGCUCAGGGUCCGCCUGUGCUCCGGCAAGAAGGGCCACGGCGCCCAGCUGCGCCUCGCGCCCCGCGCGUCCCGGCCCGCGGGCUCCACAGCGGCUGGCUUCCCCCGGAAGCCCAAACCGCGGGUCAGGGGCCUGGAGUCCGCACCUCCCGCGAGCACGUUGUCCAAAGAGAAGCCCUCUGAGAAGAAGACCAAAGGGGGCAAGAAGAAGGGGAUUUUGAGCCCCGACGAAGAGCGACACAUGGGAACCGGGCUGGACCUGGACGGGCUGGACCAGAACGCGGAGCUCACAGAAACCUACUGCGCUGAGAAGUGGCACUCCCUCUGUAACUUCUUUGUCAAUUUCUGGAAUGGUUGA
Messenger RNA from Chrysochloris asiatica (Cape golden mole), 732 nucleotides. RefSeq names its product fibroblast growth factor binding protein 3 (gene FGFBP3). Gene Ontology annotation, molecular function: growth factor binding. Lineage: Eukaryota; Metazoa; Chordata; Mammalia; Afrosoricida; Chrysochloridae. The transcript has a single exon. Gene Ontology annotation, biological process: cell-cell signaling. Bases 1 to 732 code for a protein of 243 amino acids. The record is from RefSeq and is a predicted model, not a curated record.